AUGGAUAUGCAUGCAAAAGAUAUUGAGAAUUCGAAUGAUGUCAAUACAAACGACGCCUCAGACCAAGCAGUGCUAUCUAAGGGCUUGCGAGAGAUUGUGGAUGCUGCCCGGGAGCGGCAGCGACUUGAGGCGAGCGACGCUGCCUCACUCCCAUUCCAAACUAUGAUCAAUAGGGACGACAGCACUAGUGGCGACCUUUGUGGGGACUGGCAGCACUUUCUGGAUCAAAGAGCUGCACGCCAGACGGAGCUGAUUGAACACGGAGGCCGAAACUUUCGAAACUGGAUCAAACAACGCGAGGAAAACCCGCCCAGGCGGAACACCAACAUAUUCACAUGGAGUAGGAUCGUUUCAUCUGGAGGGAAGGAGAUUUUCAUGCGGACACGCGUUGAAAAAAGACGACACGACAAUGUCUUCAACGAGUACACCCCCGCUCAAUGUCGAUACAAUGCUCUCGAGAAUGAAUGGGACCUGUUUGAGGAAUUUGCACUGGAAGUCAAGUCGAAGAAUGGUCAGGAUUAUGCGGGCUAUGAGCAUUCAGACAGUGAGGAUGAUGGCUUUGAUCCUUUUGAAGGCUACGAGCACCUUUAUGUUCUAAUUCACGAGUUCAUUUCAUGCCUCAUCGACAGCUCUUCGGGAUUGCCAGCACCCUCCGACGACCUCAACACAACAUCGGAUCAGCCUUUGGCAACAUCCUUUGCGCUCGACACUGUGGAACGCAUCAGUGAGGACCUAUACGUGUUCAAGCUACCUCCUUCCCCCUCUUGCAAAUGGGUCAUCGGUGUUGAUCGCCCCACGACUGUUCUUUACAUCUGUCGACUGGUUGCCUCCACUCCGAACACGCAUAUGGUGCUGACAAUCGCCUACCACCUACUUGAGCACCACAUACCCUUCCGCACCCUCCUUCUGCAGGCCUCCUCGGAGCCUGAACAGCUCAAUCUCCCAUACGCAGACAACGCCAACCGUUUUAACAAGCACCAAUUCACGACAGCAGACUUCAACAGUGCUAUGCUCGAGUGCCGCGCGCUGCUGGGCCGCCCGCAAGGGCAAGCUGCAAUACUUCGCGGUGGCAUUGUAGGGAGGAUUGCAAGGGAAUUUGGUAGUAAGGAGUCUGGGUUGCAAGGACCGUCCAUCGAGGUCACAGUGCAUCAUUUGGGGUACUUUGUCCCGUCUAAACAUGACGGGUAUUUCUACUGGGAUGACGACCUCACUGGUGAGGAGAUUGCAUGUUUGUGUGGGACAUACUGCCUCUAUACAGGGCGUGGCGAGCAGACAACAACGGUCUCGUGGUUCCCUCCUCCGGACGUUUGGGACAAGCAGGGUUAUGGCUGGCCAGGAUGGACAGAAACUAACGAGGAGUUUUUCCAGCAGUGGAUAGCAGACAUUCGCAAGGGCAAUGCCAAACCCCUGUCGCGUCAAAACUGGUGGCGCAAGGUUCAUAGCAUCAAGAACACGAGGUCGAUGCUUAAGAACAACAGGGAACGGGCAAAGGCAUACGUCGAGUUGAACAUUCAUGCUAUGUAG
Messenger RNA from Cyclocybe aegerita, 1524 nucleotides. The record is from the annotation of a GenBank genome assembly. Lineage: Eukaryota; Fungi; Basidiomycota; Agaricomycetes; Agaricales; Hemipholiotaceae.